Molecule: messenger RNA, 219 nt
Organism: Botrytis deweyae
Lineage: Eukaryota; Fungi; Ascomycota; Leotiomycetes; Helotiales; Sclerotiniaceae
Exons: 2
Coding region: 1-219 (72 amino acids)
Source: RefSeq, a predicted model, not a curated record
AUGGUCACGUAUGGCAUUACUGUUGCUGGAGAUCGUGCAGCAUCAUUGGAAGCGUCGAGAACUAAAUCAAGCUUCUUUCAAACAUUGAAAGGCGUCUCAAGAAAUCUUGGAGCCGUCACUAGACUAUAUUUGGCGGCUUUUGCUGGUCGCCAAAUAAUAUCUGGCGAGGUAUUGGGACAGAUCCAGAUAGCACUACAGCCCAGAAACCCCAAGCCAUGA